This is a messenger RNA of Trichomonas vaginalis G3, 2055 nucleotides long. Its product is annotated as Micronuclear linker histone polyprotein (MIC LH) Contains: Micronuclear linker histone-alpha. The transcript has a single exon. The record is from RefSeq and is a predicted model, not a curated record. The coding region runs from base 1 to 2055 and encodes 684 amino acids. NCBI's taxonomy places the organism in Eukaryota, Parabasalia, Trichomonadida, Trichomonadidae.
AUGGGAGGUUCUGAAUCAGGUGCUCUUGUAACAAAGGAAUUCUUUGAUGCAGAGAAUCAGCGCAAUUUCCUUGCAAAUAUGGAAUCAGUAAAUCCAAAUGAUGCACUUAGCGUUGAAGAAAAAAUAAAUUCGAAAAGUAGUGGCGUUAAUCGCUUUGUUUUAAUGACAACUGGAAGUACAGGAACAGUGUCGUGCUGGCAGACAAAACACAUCUUUGUUUGCUCAUGGGUUGUUAAUAAAGAACUUCCAAUUUCACAAUUUCAAUUUGUAAAACACAAAUUCCAGGACAUGGAUUUCAUUUCUAUCAAUUUAGACGCUUGUUCAUUUGAUUACAUGAAUUAUUUCAUGGAACAAUCGUAUUUCUUCUUAGGAAGGGACGAAUUCCUGAAAACUAUUGUUGAACUAGCACAGGAGAGCGAUUCACUAUUAAACAGAUACAUCUGGUCACCAUUUAAAGCACCAGAAACAGAAAAACCUGUCUUUGCAACUGCUACUCCAGAUGCAUACGAUAUUGAGGAAGACAACGACAUUAAUUCACAAGCACAAGAAAGAGGUAUCGUCAAUCCAUCAGAAGAUGUCGAAUUACAGUCAGAAGCAGCAGAUCUUGAAAGUGAAUCAGGUGCUUCUGGAAGUUCAAAGGCCAUCCCACAUCCAUUCAUUCCAGAACUUGAAGAUCUCCAAGUUUCUGAUACAGACAGCAGCGUUUUCUAUCCUAUUUCAGAGUAUUCAGAACGUUCACGCGAUUACAACAUUCAGAAUGGCGAAUCAAGUUCAUUUGUUGGUCCUGUUUCAGAAGAUGAAGAAAGUUCAUCAUUUACAGGCGUUUUCGUUAAUGGCAACCAUUAUCAACGUCGUGGCCAAACAACGAACCGCUCCAUCCAACGCGAAAUGCUUGAAGAUUCAGGCAUUGAAUAUUCAUCGUCUCAUCGUCGCUCUGGAACUCGUUCUAAGAAAUCCCAGAUUCAAAACGAGGGAAGUGACUCAGGAACAAUGUCCGGAACACUUUCUCCAAGCUCUACAUCAUCACACCGCCAUCGUCACCAGUCACAACAAGAACCAACUACACAAAAUUCAAGAAGAUCUACAAAAUCACCGAAAGUUAUCGACGACGAACCGCUUAACUUCUCCGAUGGUCAUAGCAUGGGCCCUGUCAGCGAGGAUAGUAACAUUUCUGACUCAAUUGUCCUUGAUGAACCAUCAGAAAAAUCAGAAUCUUACUCAAGUGCAUCAUCCAGCCGCAAGAAGGGCACACAGUCUACACGGCCAACAGAGAAAGGCACAGCGACAUCGGCUAAACGUCGUCCAGUUGUUUUAGUCCCACAAGAGCAAAAUCCAAAUGAUGAUUUGAUUCUUUCCGAUAGUUCAGAGAGCCGCAGUAGUCGUAGAAGACGAGAUCCACAACCAAGACGUUCUAGCCGCAACAACGGUGCCAAAGAUGCAGAUAAUCUUUCUGAAUCGAGUGGUCUCAACAUUUCUGUCUCAUCGCAUUCAUCAGAUCGUCGCCGCCGUGACAAGUACAUUGGUGGCACUCGCGAUCAAGUUCCAAUGAGUUCAGAUACAGGAAUUGCUGACGAACAAAGUCGAACUAAAGUUUCAUCGAAAGAUUUCGGAAGCAAAGCACAGAACACAUCCAAAGUUUCAUCACAUACAGGUGAUACAAAGCCAAUUUCAGGAUACACAUCUAAGACUAAACAAACAGGACCUCUUGCAAGUGGUUCAACAAAUCCAAGAAGUACUGAUUUCCAGAAUUUCCUAGGAACAGGAACAAGCACAAGCGAUGCACAUAGAGCUAUUAGGAAUGAUGAAUCAGGCCAAGUAUCAACAACAUCAGGUGAUUACUCACGAACAGAUUCAAGAAUGAAAUCAAACACAUCCGAUUUCAACUCUGAAAAAUUCAAACCAUUCCAAGACGGAAAGAAUAACAUGAGAAAUGCGACAUCCACUGCUACUGAUUCUACUUAUACAAAGUCAAGUCGGAGUACUCGAUCUCGCAGGUCUACUCAAUCUAGUCAAUCACAAAGUCAAGGAGAACAAAAUUCUUAUUAUGAUGAAUAA